GCCCUUCACCGUCGUUACUUUGUAAGCACUGCUCACUCGACAGCUUGUGAGAAAAUAGCUUGCUUAGGCUGAACUUGAACCAACGACCUCCUGCUUACUAGUUGAGAUGUCUCAGCUCAACUACAGAGCUUGUCAGGGGUGGCUGGCUGAUUCGCAUUCCAUGCAGCGGCUGGAAAUAUACAGCACUGUGCACCCAUAGAGGGCACAAGCCUGAAUGUUGUCAUCAAAGUGCUGAUGAACACUUCGUUUGAAUUCAUUGUGAUUCAUGUUCUACAAAUCAAACAAGUAUUCUGGAGAGGAAAGUCUGAGAAAAACUUCAUCAGUCAUCUUCUAGUCAUUGAAGAUGUCAUGUACAUGUAUUUGUAAGCCUUCAGCUAGCGUGUCUGUCAGCUGAGCCAUCAGGUUGCUCGGAAAAAGUUGUCUACAUACAUUGUGCAUGCAUACAGUUGAGCAACAAGAGCAUGUUUAAUGUGUUGACAAAGGCAUGCUUGGUACAGUUGUUCUGCAGUAGACUUUUCUUCUAGAACAACGACCAUUUCCAUGAACGAUUGAAUUUCUUUCUGCUGCAGUUUAAUUUGCUUGAUUCACCAGUGGACGAGCAGACAAGUUAGUAUAACUACACUUCCUGACAGGUUUAGAGUUCUGUGCACCAGCGAAUCUUCUUCAUUUGGAAUGAGGCUGAGUUUAUGAUGAAUGAAGAAAGCUAGAUCCACUGGUCCCACAUUCAGACCAAGGAAAUUUGGACCACCCACCAUACUGGUUCUGUAUACAACCUACUCUCGUUUGCUGUAUCAGUAUCUUCUCUGUAACGGCAGUACCUCAAGCAAGUACUGGCUUCAAGACUUCUAAUGACAGAAUACGAUGCAGCUUCCUGCCAGCUUCACACAAUGACUAAGCAGCUACCGUUGCGAUUGCAAAUGUCAUUCUUGAGCACUUCUGUUUCUCCAUGCAAAAUUGCACAGGACCUAUUGGACAAUUAUGAUGGACUGAAACAUCACAGCUGUUGAAAUAACCUCCAAAAAGUUAAAGGUUUUCAUGGUGGAAAUUCAACUAGUAAACUGUUUGCGUAUUUUUGAUUUCACAACUUAAAAACCAACUGUACGUUGUUGAAUUCCCGUUGAUAUUUUUGGAUUUUUUGUUAUUGUUGGUUGAUCUUUUUGAUCUGCCAUUGUGCAAUUGUAUCAUUUCAUUGUGCAGUUGGAUCUUUCCAUUGUCAAAAAGCCUUUCAGUGUUUAGAUAUGUGAGACAUUUGAGAUUAUACUUUGAUUUCACCACCCAGUGAACAUGUAUCUUCUAAUUACGAAGAAACAGUGAACCAUGGAAACUAAUGGAACUGACAUGUAUGCUAUGGGUCCAGUGGUUCAUGCAUUUAUGGUAGCCACUAUACCCUUGUGUUUUGUUAGUCUAUUGAUCCAUUGCUAUAUCAUAUUCUCAGUUAUUUUCAACAGAACUCUGCACAGUGCGUCAAAUUACUUACUUGCCAAUCUGUGUGCAUCAGUUGUAUUUUCAAACUCAGUUUCCAUAGUUACAAUGUGUCUCCUUUUGCACCCAGUUGCAUUGGUGAACAUCACACUUUUACAGACACUUAACAUUUUUUGUAUUCCUAUCGUGUUUGUUACGGUUUUCUUUAUGUCCAGCUCUGCUGUUGUUGCCGGUGACCGCUUUGUCAAAGUGGCCCAUCCAUUGAGAUAUUUGGGCUUCAUGACCGAUAAGACUUGCGGCUGUCUCAUAGGCUCUUGCUGGGUAUUGUCCGUUAUUGUUUGUUCAUGUUUUGCUGCUGUGUUUGUCACUAGUGAAGUACGUACAUAUGUCCCUUAUGGUACCGCAGCCUAUUUUGAAGCCACUAGAUUGAACCCUCCUUAUCGUAUUUUUGCCAUAUUUAUCUCUGUCAUCAUUGUCCUAGGUCUACUGAUUAUUGAUGGGUUUGUGCUGGGUUUGUUGCGCAUUGCCAGAGAACAGCGGCGAAAAAUACAAAACGAACUCAACAUGCUGCCAAACAUUGGUGCAAACAGAGUCCGACAGCUAGGAGAGGGCUCCAACAAAACCAUCAGAUACAUCCUUUACCUGGGUUCUUACACUUUGGCCUGGCUACCUUGUGCCAUUAUAUUGAAUGCCCUUUUCUUUUCAAGGCAAAUUGACUUUGGAACAAGCACAGAUAUUUCAAUGGGGUUCAUAUUGGUGUCCCUUUUCCAGUUGAUGUACGGUACGCUUUUCCUGACAUUUAUGCAGGAAGAGCACAGGAAAGCUCUGCAAAGCACAUGGCAAGCUCUUGUUCAGAAACUGAAGUGUUAGAUGUUAGAUCCUCUUGUGUACAAUCCCCAAGUCAGCUCUCGGGACAUGAUUGUCAUUCAGUCGGUUAAUGUAGGUGACGUUGAGAUCCCAGUGGAUGUGUAAGCUUUGCAGUAUGAUUUAAUAGUGUUGUCAAAUAUAAGUGGCACACUUUUUAAAGCCCUUUUCAUCAUUGUUCUCUUAUGAAUGAUGCUAUUUUAGGUUGAUAACUUCACAAGGUAUUUGGUUCUUGUUCUUUCUUUCCUUUGAGCAAGAUUUUCUCAUUACAUUGGUACAGUGUAGGUUGGUUACAGACUAAUUCAUUUUUCCAAGAAGUAAUAUUCUGAUCAUUUCCCUAUCAUCAAUAUUGUGGUAAUAGUCUUAAUUUGGAUUAGUUGUUAUCAAAGUCUCUGCCAACCUGAUCGAAACACCAUCCUUCCUAUCUUACUAAGAUCUAAACUACAAGUUAAAUUGGUACUUUAAAUUAACUUCUCUCGUUGUUUGAUAUCACAAUUAAUAUUGUAUACCACCGUCACCAUAGUUAAUAAAGUUUUAGGAAUUAUCUCCGGCAUUUGAGGCAUCAGAACUAGUGAACAGGAUAUUGAGUGGGAAAUUACAAGGAGACUAGAACCAGUUUGUCAGAUGGCAAAUGGCCUGGACGCAAAAUUUGGUUUUCUAGAGAAUACGCCCUCUUUCUUGUUGACAUCAUAAAAGCUUAUUCCCUCAUUAGCUCUGUGGGACUAAUGAAGAUGAAUUUGACAGUCGACUUCCCCUACUCUGACUUUGUGAAUUGCUGCAUCAAUUUAGGUAGAAGCAUUGUGUAUACAACACAUGAUGGCUGUGUUAUACAUUCACAAAGAAGGCCGUUUAUUAUUAAUGUCUAGUUGUGGCAGGAUCGCUCAGUUUGCGGGACUGAGAUUUCGUAGAAGAGAUAAUGUUUUCUGCUGCGCAGGAAGCUUCCGAUCUGUACCGCCGGCAAAAUCAGAACUUUUCUCUUAUCAUUGUAAUUGCUUGUUAUCUGCACUUUUUGGUACCUCGUUGUGACUUGACCAGUGAACAGCAAUUUAAUAUUGCAUUUUGCCCUUCACUGACGUAACUUUGUAAGCACUCGACAUCUUGUGAGAAAAUUGCUUGCUUAGGCUUGACAUGAACCAACGACCUCCUGCUUACUGGUUGAGAUGUCUCAGCUCAACUACAGAGCUUGUCAGGGGUGGCUGGCUGAUUCGCAUUCCAUGCAGCGGCUGGAAAUAUACAGCAUUGUGCACCCAUAGAGGGCACAAGCCUGAAUGUUGUCAUCAAAGUGCUGAUGAACACUUCGUUUGAAUUCAUUGUGAUUCAUGUUCUACAAAUCAAACAAGUAUUCUGGAGAGGAAAGUCUGAGAAAAACUUCAUCAGUCAUCUUCUAGUUUUUGAGGAUGUCAUGUGUAAACUUUCAGCUUACGUGUCUGUCAGCUGAGCCAUCAGGUUGCUCGGAAAAAGUUGUCUACAUAUUGUACAUACAUGUAGUUGAGCAACAAGAACAUUUCUAAUGUGUUGGCACUUGGCAUGCUUGGUACAGUUGUUCUGCAGUAGACUUUCUUCUGGAACAUUGUGACCAUUUCCAUGAGUGAUUGAAUGUCUUUCUACUGCAGUUUAAUUCACUUCAUUCUCCUGUGGACAAGCAGACAAGUUGGCACACCCAGAACCUCUACACUUUCUGACAGGUUUACAGUGCUGUACACCAGUUGAUCUUCUUCACUUGGAUUGAGGCCAAGUUUAUGAUGAAUGAAGAAAGCUAGAUCCACUGAUCCUAAAUUCAGACCAAGAAAAUUUGGACCACCCACCAUACUGUUUCUCUAUAUGACCUACCAUCGUUUGCUGUAUCAGUAUCUUCUCUGUAACGGCAGUACUUCAAGCAGAGGUGUACUUUACAAGGCUACAAAGGACAGAAUAUGUCAUGCAGUUUCCCGGCAGUUUUUCACAAUGACCAUGCACUUUUGAUUCUCUUUUUUUUUGCUGGUUGGUGUAAUUUCAGCGAUUUGCCAUUG
Messenger RNA from Patiria miniata (bat star), 4295 nucleotides. RefSeq names its product adenosine receptor A3-like. Gene Ontology annotation, molecular function: G protein-coupled receptor activity. The coding region runs from base 1318 to 2292 and encodes 324 amino acids. Gene Ontology annotation, biological process: G protein-coupled receptor signaling pathway. Lineage: Eukaryota; Metazoa; Echinodermata; Asteroidea; Valvatida; Asterinidae. The record is from RefSeq and is a predicted model, not a curated record. The transcript has a single exon. Gene Ontology annotation, cellular component: membrane.